GGUCGCAUCGGGGCCGGAGGAUCGGGCGAGGUCAUGUCGCAGUUGACGGGGAUGUGGAGAUACUAUUGGAAGGUCGUGCUUGAGAUUGGAGACAGGCGGAUAUAUGGCCCGAGUUGUUUCGAUGAAGAUGGACAAGUGGAUGGCUUUGAUAUCACUAAUGUCCCUGGUGUUGCUUUGUGAUGGCUCUCGGCUCCUGACGGCUUUGAUCGGCCUGUGGAAUACCCGGGCGGCCUGGAGCUCAAACGAUGAUCGCAGCUUGUCCGAUGCAGAUCGAAGAAGGGUCAAACUGCCCGAGACCACACUUGAUAUCAAACACCCUGGCGCUUGCUUGCCCUGGACCAUCCCGCGCUGCGACCCCUUCGCACCAACACCAUCCUCGCCGCACAAGCUCCGAGGGCGGUGGGCGGCAGGAAGCGCCGUUGCAGAGUGAUCCUUUGGCCCGAGGGUGC
Molecule: messenger RNA, 449 nt
Organism: Polychytrium aggregatum
Lineage: Eukaryota; Fungi; Chytridiomycota; Chytridiomycetes; Polychytriales
Exons: 2
Coding region: 104-430 (108 amino acids)
Source: RefSeq, a predicted model, not a curated record